GCGGUAGUGUGAGAGAAGGAGAGUGGACUCCAUAGACGCUAAGCAGGUGGCGGUCUGCUGUGCGGAGGGGAUGCACUCGAAAAGUCGAGUGAGGUCCCUUCCUCCCUCCCUCCUCCCUCCCUCUCGCUUUCGUGAUGGAGUAUUAUUCCUCUGCGGCUGAGGCUUCGACAACGUAUGGAACCAACCCUCAACACCCUCCUCCUCCCCCAUUCCUACCUCGGGAAGAUCGGAUUUUCUCUCUGAGCGGACUCUGGGAGGAUCGUGUUCUCAGCAGUAAUGGCAGCAGCACCAUCAACGGCAGUUUGAGGUGCGGCGAGAGAGGGGGAAGUUUCAUCGGGAGAGGGGGAAGUUUCACCGAAGCUGUCAUUCUAAGUCCCCGUGGCCACAAGGUUCUCACCGCGGAGAUAGACUCCGGGUACGGUUUGCGCGGGAAACGGGGUGUCCGUUUGGAUUGUCGGGAAUGGGGCCAACAUCACGUGCGCUACGCGAGCGAAGACAUCGAUUGCAGUACUAUGGGAUACGAUGGGAGAGAGGUGGAGAUGUGGGAUGUGGUAAGUAUAACUCCCCGAGAGAGAGGAGAGAGAGGACGUGUCGGGAGCGCGGGCGCGGGAGGAGGCGGCGGCGGCGGCGGAGUGGUGGAUCUUGGGGGAUUAAGGUGGGGGGAGAAAGGCGGGGUAGGAGGGCACGGCCUGCGAUCGCCUGUCGGCUGUGGUCUGAAUGCGACAAUAUGUCGAGGAGGAUUCCUCGACGACGACGGGGCUAUCGUCGUCUCGGCUUUGGAAAGUAGUGCGCCGUUGCCGGAUGGGAUAAUGGGACCUGGUGGGGAGGGAAACGGGGUCUCUCUCCUCGGGCCCAUCGGGGAGAGGGAGGAGGAAGGAUGCGACGAGUCCCAAGCAUCCAUGGCGAACGAGGAGUUAAUGGCGGAGGAGUUGGGAGAGGAGGACGAGAACGAUGAGGAGGACGAGAACGAUGAGGCGGAGGACGAGGAAGACGGCGAGGACAUUGUGGGAGAGAAUGGUGGUGACGAAGGCAAUGGCGGUGAUGAAGACGAUGAGGAGGACGAUGAGGACGACGACGACGUCUUUCUCCGCGGCAGCUAUGGCGAGGGAUGGAAGCGCCACAUUCUGGAAGAGGGAGUGACAUUCGUCGUCCUUGGCGAUGACGACCGGGCGGGAAAGUGGGAGACAGUGCACGACGGCUUGGUUGAUGCCGAAGGUGUGCUGAAUGGGAUAGAGAAGGAGGAGGAGGAGGAAGAUGGGGCGGAGGAGGUGGAGGAGGAAGAUGGGGUGGAGGAGGUGGAGGAGGAGGAGGGGUUGGAGGGGAUGGAGGAGGAGGAGGAGGAGGAGGAGGAGGAGGAGGAGAAGGAGCGGGGACUGACGGAGGAGAGGCAUCGCAUGUCGCAGAAAGUAGCUCGACAGGUGUUCAAAGGAGUUCCGGCAGUGCAGGGAGAGCGAGAUGGGAUGGGUGGCUCUGGCGGCGGAAAGAUGGAGAGGAGAGGUAGGGAUGACUGCACGCGGACGGCAUAUGAAACGAGUGAGGAGGAAAGGGGAGGACGUGGAACUUGCAGAGGAAGCGGUAAAGGGGGAGGAGGGGAUUUCGGCGUCCUCGGAGCGAUGUUGAGGAGAGCGAGUGGGGCAUUGAUGAUGACGAGAAGUAACAGCGAUUGGAUGCUAGGAAUCCGGCACUUGGGGAACAUGGCGCGCAGGAUAAGGACAAGGAGCCUGGCUCCUACGGACUUACCUAGGAGCGGUCCCUUGAUUCCAUCACCGCCGUCGUCGUCAUCGUCGUCUCAGUUUUCCUCUCCCUGCGUCUCGCAUGUGUCAGAUGGGCUUGUCAGAGAGGAGGAACCAUACCUAGUCGGGAUGCCCGUUCUGGGAGACGACUGUACGGUCGGGGACGAUCGCUUCUGCAACGCUUCGCUUGACGACUUCCGAGAUCUGCACAUCAUAGGCUAUGGGAGGAACACAGUCAUCUAUUCAGCAAAGUGUCGUUUUGAGGACAUCCCUGAGCGUGUCGCCUUGAAGGCCUAUGUGAAGGAACGUCUCUCUGGCAUUGACAUUCACCGAAUACGGCGGGAGGUGACUAUUGUCCGGUCAUUGCACCAUGAACACAUCAUCCAGCUACUUGGUGCCUUUGAAGAUGACAGAUUUGUCUACCUUGUGCAGGAGCUAGGUGCAGGUGAUCUGUUCAAUGAGCUUAGCAAAUGUCGUGGCAGAAUGACUGAAGAGCGGGUUGUUUUGCAAGUCCUCCUGCCAGUCUGCAGCGCUUUAAGGGAAUUACAUGCGCAUGGAAUUAUUCAUAGGGACGUCAAGCCGGAAAAUUUGCUGUUGGACUCUAAGGGAAGAGUGAUUCUGUGUGACUUUGGCCUGAGCAUUGAUAGCACCAAGGAGCGCCCAAUAACGAGGGUUGGGACACUGGAUUAUAUGGCACCGGAGGUUUUGCUGAUGCCCUCCGUGGACGAGCGACACCUGUAUCCAGAAGCCUACUACGAUGAGAAGGUGGAUGUGUGGAAGGCGAAGACGUUCUCGAGAGGAAGGCCGGUGAAGGGGGGGAUGUCCAUUGAUCGGAAGGAUGGGGGAAUGUUAGCCGUUAAGGGUGUUGUGGUGGCGAGGGUGUUGAAAUCAAGUUUGGGUGAGGAGGACGAUGGGGUGAAAUCGGUGGUGGGGUUGGUCGGGAGGAGUGCGGACGGAGGAAGAAUUGGGAGAACGGGGAGCAGGGCUUGUGGUGUGCAUGUGAUCUGGGUAUGGGUGGGGAGGGUGGAAGUGAUCUGGAAUGAUGUCAUGAGAGGUUUUGACUGGGGGGGAAUGGUCGACGACUGCGUGAUGGCAGGGGUUGUCGUCUUGGGCGGUGGAGUGACCGCCGUGGGGGUGGUGGUGGAUGAAGGCAAGGGUGUGGAUGACGUGCUAGCGGAGAAGGCGGUGGAUGUGGAGGCGGGAGAUGGGGGAAGUGCGGUGGAAACUGAGGUGGGGGGGGGAGGCGUGGUGGUGACGAUCUGGAUGGCGGGGGUUCAAUUUUCGAUGUCCGUCACGUACAUCGAAGAUGAAGCUGGAGCUAUGGCGCCACAGGACCACAUGCGUAUUGUGUUUGAUGAUGAGGCAGUAGAGAAAUUACCUCUCAACGAGUCUGAAGGAGGAGGAGGUAAUGGCGACAGUGAAUCUGGGAAGGGUGACAUCAAUGCCGUAAUGGCCAACAAGGGAGGCCAGAGUUACUGGAAAAAGAAGAGGAGGCCACGCUCGUUCCCUGAGCAUCUUGGCAUAGCGUUCGGGAAACCAUGGGAGAAAAUGAACAUGACACGUGAGGAGUGGCAGUCCGAGAUGGACAAUCGCCAGUGCCUCGAGUGUGGCACCGUGGGUCAUUUAUCCAACUUUUCGAUCAAUGGUAGCAAAGAACAAGUUGGAUUAGAAGGUGAUGAUGGUGCUUGUCAAACGAGUCGGGCCUGUGGUAUUCUCACCUACGAGCUGCUCAUUGGGCGCCCCCCAUUCGAGACCGACGAUGAGCAAACCACAUGUGACCGCAUCUUGCACAAUGAUGUGCAAUUUCCUGCGAAUGGGUACAUGUCAAAACUUUGCAUGGACUUCCUUAAGAAGGUUUUGGUAAAGGUGCCUGAGGACCGUCCAAGUGUUGUGGAAUUGCUGCAGCAUCCAUGGAUUCUGCAGCAGAUCGUCAGCGACGACGGUAGCGAUGUGAGUGUAGUACAAGAGGAGGAUGCAUUGCAACUGCCUCGUUGCGUAGCAUCGAGUAGUGUAGGUAGUGUACAGCUCCACUCUGGGGAUUGGCCUCCGGGUAAAGAAGAGCUGGUGGAGUGCGAGAUGCGAAGGCGGGGCAAGAGUGAUAGCUUCAUUUUCAGUGGACAUAAAGGCUAUGCGAAGGAGGAGAAAAGGGAUUCUGAGCUCUCACCUCUAGAGAAACCCCUCUGGCCAUCGGCCAGAACUAGUGCUGCCGAAAUAGUAAGGCAGAAUGUUUUCAACCAGGGAACACCUUGGGGCAAGGCCGUUGCAGCAAUGGCAGCUGGCGGGCUCAACUUUUUAAAUGAGCAUCUGCUUUCUGUGGAACGUGCAGAAUUGAUUGACAUUGUUGACGACGUUAGCUUGGAUUCGUCUGAAGAUUUGAUUUAUCUUAGUAGCAGCAGUGACCCAGGACUCUUUCUGCAGGAGGAAGGAAAAGUGUCAGUAGCCGUGGAUACAGGGAGGGAGGGUGAGGGCAUGGGUGAGAGUUGCUGCUGGGAGGAUGAGGAAAGUGUGUACUAUGAUGCGUCUGCCGACACCCUCCACUCCGAAGGUGUCGACACGGCACUGGACAGCUUAUCCCUCCUUUCAGAAGGUGCUUGUGACGAGUGCGUGACCGAUGAAAGGGAAGAAACCUAUCAGGGUCAGCUCAGCAGCAGCGGCCCGAAGGAUCCAUGGUCCUCAUUAGCGAGGAUAUGGAGGCCCUGCAGAUGAACUGAUGAUGAAGGCCAUCUGAUGAAGGCCAUCUGAAGUUGCACAUUAUUUUAAGAAUCGGUUGGAUGUAUGCCCAUUUUUGUGGGGCACUACGCCUUCGUUUCCCCCCCUUUCACCCGAGGCAGCAGCUGUUGUAGUGGAGCCGGGAAAGCACAGAAAUCGGAGCAGCAAACACCACUGGUACUGGGACUUAGUAUGCGGGUUUGGUGAGCAAUUAUGGCAGGGAAGGUCAUGUGCACAGGAUGCAUGGAAUCUGUUCAGAUGCACAGAAUCUGUCCAGAUGGGGAUUUGUUGGCAGGCAAAUGAGGAAGGACGCAAGGGAGAAAGAGAGGCUGGGAAUUGCUAGUAGGGUGAGAGGAGGUCGAGGUCUGUUCAAGUUUCUCCCGUUCGUUGUUGAUAUGAUUCUAGACUAUGUUUUUUCUGUUGGAUGGCGUUUAUGUGUAGCCUGGCAAUAUUCACAAGAAAGGGUCCGUUCUGUCUGUGCAAUUGAAAAUCAGCAGCGCAUUAUACAUCAUUAUGCUGGCAGUUAUUGCUGAGGCUACUUUUGUUACGUUACACACAUAGCAGAGAUGGGGGGGCAGGAACUGCAGGAGGGGCUGAGCACAGGUGUAAACGGCUGUCAUGUUGCAUCUGGUCUUUGAAUGCGCUGCAUACAGAGGCUGGAUGGGCUGUUCAGUGAUUUGUCAUGAUGGAAGUUUCAUGGAUUGGGGGGUAGAGUGAUCGGCAGCCAGGAUGGAAGGGACAUGAUCUUUGCUGCCGCCAUGGUAAGUGCGAGUGAGAAGCAUUCUCCUGUCUCUGAGCCUACACAGUGACAUAAUGUGACGGCAUUUCAAGGACCGGGUAGAGUGAUGGGCAGCCAAAGGGAACUGGACAAUUUUUUGCUGCUGCCACUGCCUUUGGCAGACCGGUUAGGGUGGCCGGAGAAAUAUUAUAUAUGGUAAGUGCGAGUGAGAAGCAUUCUCCUGUCUYUGAGCCUACACAGUGACAUAAUGUGAUGGCAUUUCAAGGACCGGGUAGAGUGAUGGGCAGCCAAAGGGAACUGGACAAAUUUUUGCUGCUGCCACUGUCUUUGGCAGACCGGUUAGGGUGGCCGGAGAAAUAUUAUUCUGUCGCUGAGCGGUGUGUUCAUGGUAAUGCAAGGUGCUGACCACGUUUGCAGGGAGGCUGGGGGAACGAGAGAGAGAAUGAAUAUGUUAGAAUGCGAUGAGCUGCGUCGGGCUAGCACUUGAAGCCCUCUGAGUAGUCUACCCAUGUCUGCAGAGACUUGUGGGGGAAAGCGGUGAGGAGGCCUUCUAGAGGUUGUGGUCCUCUAUGACACUUGCCCACUAGACAGAUACGAGUUUCCUAUAUGAGAAGGAAGGUUCCAGGGAUCUAACUAACUUCUUGGCGAGAUGGCACGUUGUUGAAUUGGAAAGCUUCUUUUUUUUUUUUUUUUUUUUUUUUUCGUAAUUUAGCAUUGAAGGCCUGAAAACUUUAUUUCAUCAGCUGUGUUCCUGGUCUUCCGUUUUAUCGAGGAAGUGAAGCAAGGGAAGCAGUGCAGGCAUUCAUUCUGCGGAAGAGCAUCCAGGAAGACAGAGAAGAAGAGGUAGGUUUGGGAGUAUCAAGCAAUUGCAGGCAGCUGCGGCGGAUGCGUUGUGCUGUGAUUGGAUCUCACUUUUCGUAGCAGCAGUGCUUCUGUGUGUGUGUGUGUGUGUGUGUGUGUGUGUGUGUGUGUGUGUGUGUGUGUAUGUGUGUGUGUGUGUGUGUGCUGUCCGAAAAUGUGGAAGAAUGCACACACAGGCACACACACACACACACAUAACUCGCGUCUGGUUAGCAAUGACUCAGUUGUGGUUAGUGAUUCAUUUCUCAGCAGAAAUAUUUGAGGGGUAUUUGUGCCGGGCGGUGUUGGCACUUUGCCAGGAGUUGAUAGGGGGAUUUACAACAAGCAUGCAGUGUCUGUCUGUGUAAGCACACAGCAUGCAGAAGGCUGUGUGGUGGGGCUGGGUUUGAACUGUCGAUUAUCUCACUGAUCAAAAAGUGCGGCCAACAGCCUUGAUUAGGAAAGGGGAAAAAAAAAAAGAAAGGAAAACGGCAGGAGCGGUGGUCUUAUUGUUUCUUUUUUCUGUUUCUCAUUGUUUGGCGUUAAUCUACAAGUGGUCAUGAUGCUAGCUCAUGAGAUUCUUCUUAGGAGUGUACUGAUUCUUCUUAGGAGCGUACUGACGCCCGGCUAUACUCUGGGUAGGACUGUACCGACUCCCAGCUGUACUCUGGGUAGGAGUGUACUGACUCCCAGCUAAACUCUGGUGCCGAGACUGGGAUAUGGAAUCUGUUAGUCCUAAAUCCUGAUAUGAAUAGAUGGUUACUAACUUUUCACCUGUUUGCUCGCUUACCAGGUUGGCUGUGUUUUCUUUUUUUCCUUUUUUGAUUUCCCUUUUUCCGUGUCGACAGGGCUCUUUUCACUUUUCUAUCCUGAUUUGAACUGGGCAUGUUUUCGUUGUUUCUAGUGCUUGCUUAGUCGCUUGCUGGACAUGUCGGCUUGCAGCGCAGCAGUCAAUCGUGCAUCUUGCUCUGUUGCUGUGGUCAGGUUUUCGUGCCACAAAGCCGCACAGUCCGCAUGCAGGCAUACUGACCCCUUACCAUUGGAUUGACUUGGGAUUAUUGAGUUAAGAGCGCUGGUGCAGCAAGCACCACAGCCAUCAACAGUUAAUCUCCUCGAAGAGACUGUUGCCCCGACUGUUCAAUGAAAUGCUUUUCAUGUGCCUGAGAUUCUUUCCUCUCUGUCUGCUUGUUUCCGCUACCUUUUUCCCUUUUCUCGUCUCACUCAACCGGUUGAUCUCAUUUUCGAUUUAGAGAGCUGAUGCGUCUGACCACCGCGUCCCUCGUUAGUUAGCCUUCUCUCUCUUGUCUUGCUGGUCGUCUUGCUGCCUCCGCCUGCUCGCUUCUUCGUUCAGGGCUUUGUCUUGCUGCAGCUUUUGCUUCCGGUUGCUGCCUUACUCCAGGCAGCACCUUGCAUUCCUCCUGUCCUGCAGCCACGGUUCUGCGCCCGUCCUCGCCCGGUAGACACCUACUUGCGCCUGUGCUUUGGGAACAUUUGUUCACUUCUUCUUCGCUGACUUGCGUCAUCUUGAUGCGUCUUUCUAGUUGUAAGCGUCUGGGAGAUUUGAUUUUCUUUCUUCGAUUUUCAUUGUUCGGUUCCGCCGUCGUGCUCCUCUUCUCUCGCUUUAGGGAGCCUCUCCUUCCUUUGCCUCUUAAUCAAUACAUCUUUUGUUUGCCCUUCGCCGAGUCAUUGUUAUGAUGAUUAUGCCGUCGUGCAAUCAGGCUGGCCAUUUCUGGACUGCCUGUUUUUUUGCUGGCAUUGAUGGUAUUUGCUGCCAUUUCUUCCCGUCAUUGGCACAAUUCCUGUGGCAUAGCUUUCCUUUUGCUUGUUUUUCAUGCCUUGGGCAGCCAUUGGCUGUGCUGUUUGAAGAUUUUUGAUUUUCUGACUAAUCUGUAGGCCGCCCACCUUCACAGGCCUGUGCGGCACUUCUGUUUGUCUGUUGUUUGCCCGGAUUCCUAUUCGCGCAGCUCAGAAAUGUGCGAGCUUCUGGAUGUUCAUGGUGUGGUUAUGGUUACCUUGCCGUCAUCCAAUGAUGUGAUAUUUGUUGUUUAUUCCAUACCUGUGACAGUGGCCAUUGAUUUCAUUGACGGGGGUUGUGUGGGCAGGGGUUUGCACGUUGCAAGUCUUUUGUUUUAAUAUCUUUUUUUUAGCAAUAAAGGAUGGUCGACAACUGGUAACAAUCUAACUAACUAAGUCCGUCCGGCAGGUCGAAGAGUAAGGACGGAGAUUUGUGGGUUGGCAAGUUCUUUCUCGGCAAUAAUAAACGGUUGUUGGCAAUCGGUUGUUUGGCUAAGUUUCAUGAAAGUGGAAGCUUUCGGCGUUGUUUAUGCGUGAGUGAGCACCACGGAAAUGGUGCGGUGAGGUAGUAGUAUAGGCUUGUGGGUUGCGGACUGGGUAACUCGUGAUCCCACAUUCGCGGGAUCAGUGUUUGGUAUGUGUUCUUUUUGGUGUCUCCCAGUCUCGCAGUGUUCAGGUUGACUAGAUGUGCAGUGGUGGGGCUGGGAGGAGGCAAGUUGAAGGUUAAGCGAUCUCGAGAACGACGAGAAGGAUGUAAUGACGGUGGACUCCAGUGACUUCAUGUACGAGUCAAAAGAAACUUCGGAAUUUCAAAAAGAGGCUUGCUUGUCUGAAACGGAUCGGCAUGAGCAGUAAAAGACUGAUUACUAUCAACGACAGCACCGUGGCCAGUCAUCCAGUUCUCGAAGUCAAGAGCAAGGACACAUAGGCUUUCAAAGAUGCUCGUCAUCACUGUGUUUGCUGAGCGUUGCCCCCUUUUUGGUGUCUCCAUGACCACAUCCUCGUCGAAUGCGCUUGAUGAGACCCGUUGGGAGCACACGGAUUGUGUGGUGCCGUGGUUAGCCUGCCUUGAAGACAGCCUCUCACGGUGGCGAUUUGUAAGUAAGAAUGUAAGCCGGAGGGGUAGGGCUGUGGUAUGGAGUGGCAUUGCGCGAAGGUGACGAGUGCAUUGAAUUUAACCGAGGCAGUCAAUCAGCCCCCCCCCCGUGGGUCGUGGAACUGAAAGGUGAUCAUCGGUUGCAGAGAGUCAAUCGGAAACGGUGUUUCAGUUUGACGAGGAACAGCAGUGAAGGGGACUCCAAGCUGAGGUUUAAAAUCAUAUACUCUCGCAGUUAGUGGCUUUCUUCCUUGGCAGAGGCAUCUCAUUUUCCUCAGCUGGGUGCCGAAACGCAGCUUCACUUUAGAAUAUGUCUCAACAGGAGCAGCUGGUUGCAGACCCAAAACUUCAGUGGAGCAUGUCUCAUCCACCCUCCAAUACUGCAAGGAUGGGGGUUGGAGGUCGGGGCUGGCGCAGAAUAGAGAGCCAAGCCAAAUGGCGAAGGAGGUGGUGGACCCAGGCAACGAUGGUUUUCAUGCGUCUAUCAAUCAGGGUCUUGGAUCUGGAGUUGGAGUUUGCCUGGGUUGGAACGAGGAACAGGGAAAUGUUACAAAUGUGUAUGUGACUGGCGACUUGUAAUGACAUCUCAGCGCCGGCAUGGAAGACGACCUGAUAACAAAGAAGAGCCUUCUUCCAGCGUAAUGGUGGCUCGGAGUUGUCAUUGUUUGCGUGCCGAGAGUGGAGUAGAGGCUACGGUGUCUUCACUAUUGAAAAAAUGAAUGAUCGGCAGAAUCUAGACCAACCAGGCAGAGACUUGAAGCUUCUUUAAUGCGCAUUGCAGCCUGGUGCUUGGAUGAAACUUUGCAGAAAAAGAGGCAGAGCGAAAAUGUGGUUUCCUGGGAGAUUUUGAAGCGUCAGGGGCCCGAUAGGAGUGGUACUGCCGCUAUUGUUAUGGUCAAUUUACCAUUUCUUAAUGGCCGGUCCCAUCCUGUCUUUUAGGAAAAGGGAUGCUGGUCGUUUAAUUGUGCAAGGAAGGACCUGGAAAAUGUCAACGA
Messenger RNA from Chara braunii, 9906 nucleotides. The record is from the annotation of a GenBank genome assembly. Lineage: Eukaryota; Viridiplantae; Streptophyta; Charophyceae; Charales; Characeae.